AUGGGAUCCAGACUACACGUUCAAGAGAUCAAAAAAGGCCCCCCACUUCCCUUCAAAGAUGAUAUCAGAGCUUUCACGCGAGAGUACGCCGAGUCCCUCGACGCACAAGAUCCCCUCCGUCAUUUCCGAGACGAAUUCAUUAUCCCAUCGAAGAAAGACCUGAAGCGGAAGACUCUUAAUGCCAAUGAGAAUAUUGAGGACUCCUCCGACCCCAGAAGUAUUUAUCUUUGCGGAAACUCUCUAGGUCUUCAGCCUCGGAACACCCGGAAAUACCUCGAGCACUAUUUACGGACCUGGGCAAUUAAAGGUGUUACUGGCCACUUCACACCGCAUGACGACCAGCUGCUUCCCCCAUUCGUCGAUGUCGAUGACGCCGGAGCAAAGCUUAUGGCCCCCAUUGUGGGAGCGCUCGAGAGUGAGGUGGCGGUAAUGGGCACGCUAACUGCAAACUUGCAUUUUUUGAUGGCGAGCUUUUAUCAACCAACAAAAGAGAAGUAUAAGAUUAUUCUCGAGGGCAAGGCAUUCCCCAGUGACCAUUAUGCCGUGGAAUCUCAAAUCCAGCACCACAAUCUCGAUCCGAAAGAUGCUAUGGUACUCAUCGAACUUGAAAAUCUCGAUCGUCCUAUUUUAGACACUGAGAAAAUCCUGCGGGUGAUUGAUGAACAUGCCUCGAGUACAGCUCUUAUACUCCUCUCCGGUAUACAAUUCUAUACCGGGCAAUAUUUCGAUAUCGAGAAGAUCACGGCCUAUGCCCAUUCCAAGGGUAUCAUCAUUGGCUGGGACUGUGCCCACGCGGCAGGCAAUGUCGAGUUGAAAUUACACGAUUGGAACGUGGACUUUGCGGCCUGGUGUAACUACAAGUAUCUCAACAGUGGGCCAGGCGGAAUGGCUGGUCUGUUCGUUCACGAGAACCAUGGGCGAGUAGAUAUGACCAAGGUCGGUUCCAAGGAUGAGCCUUUUCGUCCGCGGUUGUCUGGCUGGUGGGGUGACGACAAAAAGACUCGGUUUCGAAUGGAAAACAGGUUCGUGCCGCAACCAGGUGCAGCUGGAUUCCAGUUAUCAAACCCAUCUGUCUUGGAUAUGAACGCAGUGGCGGCAUCCCUGGAAAUAUUCAAUCGCACGUCAAUGGCUGAGAUCCGCAAGAAGUCUCUGGACCUCACGGGUUACUUAGAACAUCUUCUUUUGAAAUAUCCUCUCGAUGCUGCCCCGGAGGACAAGCCAUUCUCUAUCAUUACACCCUCGAACCCGGCCGAGCGAGGUGCACAGCUAAGCCUGCGCUUGGGGCCAGGGCUUCUCGACAACGUCCUAGAAGUUCUGGAGGAGAAUGGAGUAGUGAUUGAUGAGAGAAAGCCGGAUGUCAUUCGGGUUGCGCCAGCGCCUCUGUAUAACACCUAUGCGGACGUGUGGCAGUUCUGCCAGAUCUUCUUCGAUGCUUGCCAAAAGGCAGUAAGAGCCCGAAAGUAA
Aspergillus oryzae RIB40 is the source of this 1464-nucleotide messenger RNA. RefSeq names its product kynureninase (gene bna5-1). Gene Ontology annotation, cellular component: cytoplasm. The record is from RefSeq and is a predicted model, not a curated record. NCBI's taxonomy places the organism in Eukaryota, Fungi, Ascomycota, Eurotiomycetes, Eurotiales, Aspergillaceae. The transcript has 4 exons. Bases 1 to 1464 code for a protein of 487 amino acids. Gene Ontology annotation, molecular function: kynureninase activity; pyridoxal phosphate binding. Gene Ontology annotation, biological process: NAD+ biosynthetic process.